AUGCCUUUGCAUCUGGCUCUGAGAUUCUCCCGAAUUCUAACCAGGUGGUACUUAGGCCAUAUAAGUCGCAUUGAAGCUGAGAAGAACCUGCUACAGCCUGGUGUCCAGCGAGGAAUGUUCAUUGUCAGGGACAGUGAGAGCAACCCAGGUGCUUUCUCAAUAUCGAUUAUUGACCACGACUCCGAUAGAGGCAACAAUGUGAAACACUACGAGAUCGAAAAGCGUGACGAUGAUGAGACUGGAUCAUUCUACAUACACGAACGCGCCUCGUUCCCUACACUCGCUAAGCUUAUCAAGCAUCACCAACUCUUAUAUUUUUUUAAAGGUAUUUGGAAAGAAAAGACCACAGCGGCCAUUAAGACCCUGAAGAUGGGGACUAGUCCAUCCGAAUUCCUUUCAGAAGCUAACAUCAUGAAGAACCUGCGCCAUCUAAACCUCUGUCAACUGUGUGGUAUUUGUUCCGACAAGGAAUCCAUCUACAUUGUCAUGGAGUGGAUGUGCAACGGCAGUCUGUUGAAUUACCUUAAAGAUGGCGAAGGACGCAACCUGGAGUUGCCCGGACUUGUUGACAUUGGAGCUCAGAUUGCUUCUGGCAUGGCCUACUUGGAGUCCAUGAACUACAUCCACCGUCAAUUGGCUGCAAGGAAUGUACUUAUUGGAGACGCCAACAUCGUCAAGGUGGCUGAUUUUCGGCUGGCAAAGAGGAGUGGUUCAAGAUCAACACAAUGCAAUAGAGCCAAGGCGCAGUCCUGUAUUGAUCUUAUACCAAAGUUGAGCAUGUCUUGCAUUUCUGUGUCACGUGCAGACGUUUCGAUCCUACGCAAAUGGACAGCCCCCGAGGUUCUCAUGCACAAAGGCUUCAGCAUUAAAUCCGAUGUCUGGUCAUUUGGUAUUUUGCUGACAGAGUUGGUCACACAUGGACAGACUCCAUAUUUAGGUAUGACGAACGAGCAGGCUGAGCGUCUGGUUGGGCAAGGCUAUCGCAUGCCCAAGAUGGCCAACUGCCCAGACGCCCUGUACGUACUUAUGCUCAUGUGUUGGGACAAUGAUUCCGCUGCGAGACCCACAUUUGAGUUCCUGUAUUCCUACUUGGAUAACUACUCCAGCGCAGAAGAACCUGAAUACAAGGAAGCAGAAUGAAGACGGUGGUUUGUACAGUAGCCUGUCAACUGCAAUACUUCUUAUAGGGAAUCUAGCAGUUGAAGAUAUCCACCGAGGUCAUGGACACAGACCACAGUAUAAACAGAGCAUAAGUGUUUAUUGGUCCAGACUAAUUCCACAUACAUACCUGGUAUUGUUGGUUACUCCGUACGUUGAAAUAAGAAGUCCAUUUUUAAAUCAGUUAUUUCCAUUCAGUGCGGACUGUUGCACAUCCAUAAAAAAAAAAUUCGAUAUGGAUGUUUAUAGUUUUCUUAUGUACCAUAAUUACUAUGCAUAUGCAUGUAGUUUCUUUUUUUUAAUGCAUUUUCAUGCGAAACAUCAUUAUAUACAUUGUACAUAUACUACAUUGUAUGUUUGGAUUAUUUCACGAUAGUUCCAAAUCCUUGAUACCGAGAUUUUCCUUCCAAUUAUUUAUUCAUUUUGUACUCUUAUAUAAUGUUUGCAUUGCUGCUUUGUAUUUUUUCUAUGCAUUUUCAUCUUUUUUAUGGUAGCUCCUUCUCUCUAUUAAUCACUGCUCUUCCAAUUAUUCAUUCAUUUUGUACUUUCAUAAUCAUUUUGUACUUUUAUAUAUUUUUGCAUUCCUACUUCCUACUUUGCAUUUUUUUAAAUUGCCGUCAGCUUUCAUCGUGUCACGUUUGUCUUGUCCGUCUUGUCCGUAUUUCGUUAUGCUGUUCUUAUUGUGCCCCGGCUUACUUUAACAGCCCCCUACUCCUUAUUUUCUCUUGUACAUAAACCAAAGUUAGUUUUUCAUUUGUUCAAAGCGUAUUUUACUUUUGUUAUAUUUUUUGUGAUUUAUCAAAUUUGUUAUCGUGCUAUUUUUAAUUUCUCUAAAGGAGUAUGAUAUAAAUGUCUUGAAUUGAAAACACGGGGACACCAAUGCCAAAAGUGUCGUCCAUACGGCUCAACUGUCUGAGGCAUACAUGUACACGUAGUCAUACGAGGCUUUUAAGCACUUUAUAAAUGCAUUGCUGUAUAAAUAUGUACUGAUGGCUGCUUUACCUUUAUUUACAAACAAAAUUGACUUUUCUUUGUGUGACAAUAAUAUAUCAUUUUACAAAUAAAAAGCAAUCACAUUUUGUUUGGGUUGUAAUUCGAAUCAUUCUGUUCAAUGCAUACCAGGAAUUUUAAUUAUACACACAAGAUUGCAUACAUUUGAUCAAAUGUAAUCGAUCAAAAAUAAAGAAGACGGUUAAAUAA
Molecule: messenger RNA, 2358 nt
Organism: Patiria miniata (bat star)
Lineage: Eukaryota; Metazoa; Echinodermata; Asteroidea; Valvatida; Asterinidae
Product: tyrosine-protein kinase fyna-like
Exons: 8
Coding region: 1-1140 (379 amino acids)
Biological process (GO): cell surface receptor protein tyrosine kinase signaling pathway; innate immune response; cell differentiation
Cellular component (GO): extrinsic component of cytoplasmic side of plasma membrane
Molecular function (GO): signaling receptor binding; ATP binding; non-membrane spanning protein tyrosine kinase activity
Source: RefSeq, a predicted model, not a curated record